AUGACGCUUAAAAGUGUUUUCAUCGCGAGCUUCCUUCUUGUUUUCGCCCUUGGCGCAUCCUUGAACCGUUUAGGAGAAUACGGCACCUACGUCAAUCCAAAUCCACGCAAGCCGUCCUCGAAAUGCGACCCCAAAGACUUGGCCAAAUUGUCCACUUGCUGCAACGACGUAUUGUCGAAAUUGGACGAGUGCAAGCCAGAUGACCUCGCUUGCGAAUGCUGCGCGUUGCAGAGCAUCGACCAAGAGUGUUACCAACUCUGUCCCGGCAACCCCAACACCAACUUUCUCGCUGUCUUGCUUCUGGAUUGUUCGCAAAUGAGCGAGAUCAACGCAUGCGCCAUCCCCUUCAAAAAGGAGGAUCCAGAGCCACCGAGACGAAGCAUCACCAAAGUCGACGAGGACGACCCGAGACUAGCGGAUGACGCCGUGGACGCCUCCUUGCAGAGCAGGGUGUAUAGCGGCAACUCGCUCACCGACAGACCUUUCAAGAGCAAAAAGAUUAAAUUGACCCUCAAUGAAGCAGAGGACGAUGCUGGGGGUGCUGACGGCGCUGAUGAUAAUAUAUUUACCGACACACAUGAAAACUCCUCCGCGACUCGACCUACUCAACUGCUCGUGCCUGCGCCCGAAAACUACUCCAACAUCUCAAACAGCUCGUAUCAAAACCUUUCCUCCUUUAUUCAAGCGGGAUCGGCUCCACUUGAGAGCUCCAACUUGCAAUUGUGGAUAUUCUUGCUGAUGGCCAUUGCAUUUUACUUAUUUUGCUAG
Messenger RNA from Lodderomyces beijingensis, 768 nucleotides. The record is from the annotation of a GenBank genome assembly. Lineage: Eukaryota; Fungi; Ascomycota; Pichiomycetes; Serinales; Debaryomycetaceae.